This is a messenger RNA of Nerophis lumbriciformis (worm pipefish), 1500 nucleotides long. NCBI's taxonomy places the organism in Eukaryota, Metazoa, Chordata, Actinopteri, Syngnathiformes, Syngnathidae. The record is from RefSeq and is a predicted model, not a curated record.
AUGUGUUUACCUCUCAUACUUUUAAGCGUUGUGUUUUCCUGUGCCAUGCUGGCCGGCUUUAUGGAAGCUCUUCUCUGCUGCCUCACUUCAAAGUCAACCAACGUUGUGGUUCCCAUUGAGACAUCCGAAAAUACAGACGGUUACGAAUUUGUCGAGGUUAAACCGGGCCGGGUGCUUCGUGUUCGCCAUGUAAUGGCUGAGCGGUCGUCAGUGGAGCAACCCACAGGGCAGGGUGGGUGCGUCAGCUGCAAAAGGAGGAUCUCCGUCUUCUGCAAUGGACAGCUAUUUAUUGAGAACUUGGGUGACAAAGCAGGGGCGGAGCUGAAAACAUGCCAAAAUGGGGACACGGAACCCAACAGCACCGUGGAGGUAGAACUGACAGACUGUGAAAACUCCUCGCCACCUGUUCGAAUACCUGAUCCUAAGUUGGACUCGGUCACAGGAAAAGUCAUAACAUCUGAGAUGAAAGCAGCAGGGGACACACUUCCCUCUCAGCAGACUGAAGCUUCACGGAACCAACACAGACGAAAACUGAAACGCACUGUAGUGAUUGACUGCGAGAGAAAAAUAACAGCAUGUAAAGGCACACAUCCGGAUGUUGCUGUUUUUUUCAUCCAUGGUGUGGGAGGCUCUCUGGAUAUCUGGAGAAGCCAGUUGGACUUCUUUUCUCGACUGGGGUAUGAAGUGAUUGCCCCUGACCUAGCAGGACACGGGUCCAGCUCAGCACCUCUGAUCCCUGCCGCUUAUACUUUUUACGCGCUGGCAGAAGAUAUGCGACUAGUCUUCAAGCGAUACGCACGCAAGAGGAAUAUUCUCAUAGGACAUUCUUAUGGGGUGUCAUUCUGUACGUUCUUGGCCCAUGAGUAUCCAGAACAGAUCCAUAAGGUGGUGAUGAUCAAUGGCGGUGGUCCCACAGCUCUGGAGCCCAGCCUCUUCUCUGUCUUCAACUUGCCUUCAUGUGUGCUUGACUGCCUCUCACCGCUGCUCAGCUGGAGUUUUCUCAAGGCCGGUUUUGCUCAUCAGGGUGCAAAGGAGAAGCGGCUGCUGAAAGAGAACAAUGCCUUCAACGUGUCGGCUUUUGUGCUGCGUUCCAUGAUGAGCGGGCAGUAUUGGCCCGAGGGAGAUGAGGUCUACCAUGCUGAGCUUACAGUUCCUAUCCUGCUGGUUCACGGAAUACAUGACAAAUUCGUCCCCCUUGAAGAGGACCAGCGAAUGGCAGAGAUUCUCCUCAUCGGCUUCCUAAAGGUCCUGGAAGAAGGAAGCCAUAUGGUCAUGAUGGAGUGUCCAGAGGCUGUCAACACACUCCUGCACGAGUUUUUUCUCUGGGAGCCUGCAAGCCCUCUACCACCAAAGUCCAAAGCACGUCCGGAGACCGCCAAGGCUCAAAGUGACAACUCUAAAGCUGUGCCAAACUCUGCCAAGGUCCGACCGGCAACUGCCUUGCAGGCCUCAUUAAACAGUAUGGCAGAGGUCAAGUUGGACAAAGGGGACAAAAGAUAA